UGAUAGUUCACCUGAUCUAUGUUUCAAGCUGUUCUGCCCAGAUCACCCUCAGCUCAGGAAGCAGAGAACAAUGUCAGACAACUUACCAGCUAAAGUCUCCAAAUCAUUAUUCACUAAAGAAGAAGAAGAAGAAGUAGCGAUGUGGGAAUUUCUGCCUCCCGAAAUCCUACCCAAUAUUCUCCUACGCCUACCUACAAAAUCCAUUGUAAAGUUCACCUCUGUCUGCAAAACAUGGAGAUCCCUCAUUCGAAACCCUGACUUCAUUUCUGCUCAUCUUAAGCUUUCCGACCACAACCAACCCCUCCUCCUCUUCAGGUUCUGCUCUGACGGCCGCCUGAAACAGCCCUACCUAGAUUACCUAGUUAGGGACACCGAUGAAAAAGAAGUCUACAAAUUGUAUUGUGACAACCAAGAUUUCAAUGAACAUGCCAGGUUUGACUUCCCUUUUCAUACUCUCGGCCGUACACCAAUAUUUAGGGUGGUUGGUACUUGUAAUGGCCUUGUCUGUGUUGAGGAUGAUGGUUUAUUGGGCAGAAUUAUUCUCUGGAACCCUUGUGUUAGAAUGUUUGUGGAACUUCCUACACCCAGUAUCACCUAUCAGGGCUAUCACGAGGAAGAUGGGUAUGGGUAUGAUGCGGCUAUUGGGCUUGGAUUUGAUUCCAAAACUAAUGACUAUAAGGUGGUGAGGGUUGUGACAGUUGUGGAUGUGUGGAGGUGUGUUGACUGGGGUGUGUCUUCACCAAAGGUUGAGGUUUACUCACUUGCCACAGGUGAAUGGAGUAUGGUUACAACUGCUUUGCCUGGUGCUGUACAUCCUUGUGACCCUAUGCCUUUUGUUAAUGGCGCUCUGCAUUGGGUUGCUUUGAGGAGAACUAAUUACAAUAAACAUCGCAAUUUUAUUACAGUGCUCGAUUUGGGGGACAUGGUUUUCCGUGAGAUAGCACUGCCUAUACUUUCGGAUGAAAAAGAUUAUGGAAAUGAGUCUCACAUUCAUCCCUUAAUUUCAGCAUAUGGGAAUUCCCUUGCCCUGAUUCACGGGGGUCGUGGUCUCAAUUUGAAUGUAUGGCUGAUGAAAAGGUAUGCAGAUGCAUCUUCAUGGACCAAAAUUGUGAUUUUUCCUCAUUUAGGUCCGUUGGAUCAAGCUAUCAAUGACAUAGAAGAUGUGGGUUACGGGUUCAAACCCGGGUUCAAACCCAGUGCCAAAGGUUUUAGGAAGAAUGGUGAGGUUUUAGUGGAAUUGUAUGAACAACCAUUCGUCUCACAAGACCUCGAGACACAUGAGUGUAAAGAUCUUCCGAUUUCUGCAUAUAACUAUACUUUCGUUGGUUCUUAUGUUAAGAGUCUAGUUUUGCUCGACAAACCCAACCGUGCAGCAACUUAUUAAGGAAAAUGAAAGAGGAACAACAACAGUUUUUGAGGAGGUUCAAUGCUGCAAAUGUAGUCGCAGUUUCAAACCCUUUUCACGUGCCAAAAGGAACAGCACCGUAUUCAAAUCCUUUGGGUUGAGUCCAGCUGGAUGAAUGAUUGCUGCCACUGUUCAAACUAAACCUUUAUGAAUCUUCCUUUUGUGAAGCUGGUUGAUUUUUUUAAUUUUUUUUUCUUAUGCCUUGCUUUUGUUUUGCCUAGGAACUGGGUUUCGAUAAUCGUCCAUGUAAAUCUCAUGAAAAUUUUAGAGAUUGUAACAUUUAUCUUUAUAUAAAACUUCAUUUUGAGUAAUACUGGAGAUGGAAACAA
This is a messenger RNA of Quercus lobata, 1734 nucleotides long. Its product is annotated as putative F-box protein At2g02030. The record is from RefSeq and is a predicted model, not a curated record. Gene Ontology annotation, molecular function: protein binding. Lineage: Eukaryota; Viridiplantae; Streptophyta; Magnoliopsida; Fagales; Fagaceae. The coding region runs from base 71 to 1384 and encodes 437 amino acids. The transcript has 3 exons.